UCGAACGGUGGUGAUGACUGUCGCCUGCAAUUCGUUCUGCUGCCUGACCGAGCGACUGCCUGCCUUCUUGAAUUGACUUCACACUUUCUCAAUUGAAAUAGCGCCGCGUGGUGGUACUGCAUGGUGCGAAUAAAACCGUUAGAUCAUUCGUUGUCUGGCUUUGCUUCGAAGUGCACGCGAUUCUUGCGACAGAAUUUGAAAAUAAAAAAAUAAUAAUAAACGCUAAUAAAACAAAUCACAACGUGUUAGAAAAGCGUAACAAAAUCCUGUUACAAAAAAAAAACGACUUAAUUGGUGACACUAAUCCCAUGUACGCUGUCAAUGUAACGUGUAAUCAAAAAAAACAACAAAAAUCGGAGAUUUGUUAAACAAAAAUAACAACAAUAAAUAAAAGUGAAAAUUGUGGGAGAGAGAAAAUCUCUACAAAAAGUGUAUUAAAAUUCCCAAAAGCAAAUCACAUUAAAAAUUAAAAGAAUAGGUACUUCGUUAAACUCAACCCAAAAUUUGUGCAAGUGAAUCUCUGGCAUCUUUGAUUUUCCAGUGUUUCCUGCUCGCGUGUGUGUGCCUCUCUGUAUCCAACAUUUAACGCCACAAAGUUUUAUAAUCUAAUUUGCUCUUUUAUUUGAACUCACCUGUUCGAAAGCUCAUAGAAGAGAACUCGCAGCGAAACUUCUUAAAGUGUAUCACACAUCUGGAACACACGAUUUCAAGGAUAAUUAAACCCCAACAACUUCAAAAGCGCGUGUGUGUGAAAAAUCAAAACUUUUAAAGAAACACAAAAACAACAAUCAACUUCAACGAAAGUUAAAACGGAAAGUGUUUUGUCAGUGAAAAUAGUUCGGAAAGACUUCAGUUACUCCAGCCUUUCACCAAGAACCACCAAUUCUUCGUCUACUUCCCCAAGGACUUUAAAUUUGUGCUGCAACGACGGCUGAGUUUCUUGACGAAACUCGCCAAACAAUUACUGCCAAAAUUUUCACAGACGGGAAUAAGUUGGGUCCUGCUGCCGCGGGAAGAGGCAUGUUUUGCUAUCAAUGUCCGCCUGCUUUACAUCCAUGUGGUCCACAUCCACCACGUUUACCAACACUGGAAUAUCCUUUUGCCGCAACACAUCCAUACACCAGCUAUUCGUAUCAUCCUGCCAUACAUGAUGAAACUUUUGUGCGUCGUAAACAACGGCGAAAUCGUACAACGUUUACACUGCAACAGUUGGAGGAACUUGAGACUGCAUUUGCCCAAACUCAUUAUCCGGAUGUUUUCACACGUGAAGAUUUGGCAAUGAAAAUUAAUCUUACGGAAGCUCGUGUACAGGUUUGGUUUCAAAAUCGCCGUGCCAAAUGGCGUAAAGCGGAACGCCUCAAGGAUGAACAACGCAAGCGUGAAAAUGGCGACUGCAGCAGUGUUUCAUUGGAUAAGCUCCAUGACAGCCGCGAAUCAUCGCCGGACAUAACCGGUGAAAUGGAUGACGACGAGCCACAUCCUCGCUCCCACAGCCCGGGACCAGGGUCGUCACACAGUCCCCAUGGCACAGGAGCUGAUUCGGACAAUGAACGCCCCUUGUCCUCGAAUCACAUGAACAGCGGCCAUUCUGGCUCCCAAUCGAUUGGAUCCAUUAGUGCCGGGUCACCCUCACCUGGGGCUCGAACGCCACGCAAUCCCACAAAUAGUCCUUCAAAUUCACGCAAUACCGAUUCACCCAUUGAGGUGGGAGGCCCAAUAUCAUUGGCCACACGUUCAAGUGCCUCCUCAACGGCACCAACAACAACGACAACUCUAAAUACAGCGGCAUCGAAUCAUCAUUUCGGUACUCACAUCUUUGGCUCAUUCGGCAGUAGCAGUAGCAACAAUGCCAUGAUGGCCGCAGCGGCAGCAGGAACAAAUGCCAGCGGAGGAAAUGGCAGUGGUGGCAAUAACAAUGAAACUAAUUGUGGUUUCCGACCGGUUUUAAAUGAAGUACCGCCACCACCAACAUCCCUUGCCAGCAGUGCCUCAGCAGCAGCCGCUGCCGCCGCCGCAGCACGGGCCAAUCAUGCUCCAUCGCUGUUCUUGCCACCACAUUUGGCCUCGUUGAGCUCUCAAUUUUCACAGCAGCCACUGUUUCCCGGUUUGAAAGGCGUCCCCUCAUUCCCCGGCCUCUGCGCCUGCUGUCCCCUAAAACCGCAUCACACAGGAUCCGGUGCUCCCGGAAGCUCCAUAAACGUCUCUUGCUCUUCAACGAACAGCUCUCCCGAAUCACCACCCCAUUCGGCCCAUAGCAGUGAUCCACGCUCAUCUUCGGUGGCCGAAUUGCGACGCAAAGCCCAAGAGCAUUCGGCUGCCUUACUGCAAUCUUUACACGCCGCUGCAGCUGCCGGUCUAGCAUUCCCUGGACUUCACUUACCACCGCUCUCAUUCCAUCACAGCUCUCUUAGCAAUGCCCAUGCCCAGCAUCAUCAUGCUGCAGCUGUAGCUGCGGCAAAUGUCCGACUAAAGAACGAAGCCCAGGAUAUGACUCAGAGCACCAUGAAUGGUCUGGUGGCCAAUAUGAUGCCAUCGCUGAUGGAUCAUCAUCAGUCGUCAUCGACAUCGCCGCCUUCGAGUCAUAGCACCACAACGCACCAACAACAUAUCAAUCGCAUCAAAGUUCGCAUCAGACGCAUCAACAACAACAGCAGCAACAACAACAAAUGCAUACAGCUAGCCAAUUGUCGCCACCAACCACACCCACUCAAAUAUCGUCGAAUUCGUCGCCUAAGGAGGCUCCCUGGAACUGCACCAAUGGGGCAUAAUAACAAAAACUGA
Musca domestica (house fly) is the source of this 2781-nucleotide messenger RNA. RefSeq names its product paired box protein Pax-6-like. Gene Ontology annotation, biological process: regulation of transcription by RNA polymerase II. Gene Ontology annotation, molecular function: RNA polymerase II transcription regulatory region sequence-specific DNA binding; DNA-binding transcription factor activity, RNA polymerase II-specific. The record is from RefSeq and is a predicted model, not a curated record. NCBI's taxonomy places the organism in Eukaryota, Metazoa, Arthropoda, Insecta, Diptera, Muscidae.